AUGAUCAAGGUUCCGAUUCCAAUUGCAAACAUCUAUACCAUCGACCAAUCCUGUGCGGGCGUUGGUGAUGCCAAGGGUGCGGCGUUACUCUACGAGGAGUGCAUCAAAAGACUGGUGAACCGAAACAUCAUCCGCACUUACAAGUCCUCUGGAUUCCCACAGUUCGAUCUCCAGCUCCUAGGGAUGGGUCCAGAUGGUCACAUGGCGUCCCUUUUCCCGGGGCAUUAUCAGAUCACUGAGAAGGCAAGUUUGGUAACUCAUAUCACCGACUCCCCAAAACCGCCACCAAAGAGGAUCACCUUUACUUUACCGGUCAUCAACUGUGCUUCCUACAACCUCAUGGCCGUCUGUGGCAAGGAGCAGGCCGAUGCGGUUGCAAAGGUUUUCAACGACGAUUUCGACUUGCCUGCAGCUAGGCUCACUGCUGAUACAGAAGCCGUCUGGUAUCUCGACCAAGCCGCUGCGCUUAAGAUCACAAAAUUACUUUGA
This is a messenger RNA of Thlaspi arvense, 489 nucleotides long. The record is from the annotation of a GenBank genome assembly. NCBI's taxonomy places the organism in Eukaryota, Viridiplantae, Streptophyta, Magnoliopsida, Brassicales, Brassicaceae.